UGCGUGAGGAGAGUCUCCGAGUUGCCGGCUUGUCGGUGUGUAGUGCCAGUUCUACGUACUCUUUCAGUAACUCAAAUAUGACAUUGAUUCAAAUUUUCUAAAUCAAAAACAUGUAAAUUUACGGUUUUUUACCUUUCUAGUAGAACUGUCUUUAGUGUGUACAAUAUUAUCCGAAAAUGCAAUAAAAGAAAUCAGUUUUUCGAGGCUGUUAAAGAUGAUCGUCACCAAACUCUUACUUUAGUUAACAUAAACACCAUACGGCAACUAGCACUCAGUGUCUCGGGGUAAUUUACGAAAUGCUGGUGUCACACAGUCCUCCCGUGUUCAGUCACAGCCCUCCAACAGGCUUCCUCUCCGAGUACUCUUCUUUUCGACUGAAUUCAGACCAUUUUCCACGAAUUUGUCGCUCCAGUACUCAAGCAUCACUACCAAUCUCUAAAAAGAUAUUUUCGAGAAUGCCGGCGUCUCCCAAAAGGCCGUGCUUAGUUAUACGCCCUGAUGAGAAUUCCGUAUCCAGCGAUGAAGAUCCUGUAAGUCCUACUCGUAUGAAGAAAAAGGUGGUAUUCGCCGACGACAAAGGCAUGUCAUUAACGCACGUGCGUGUUAUGACUGAACCUUCAAAUGUGCCACCUCUGUGGAGCUACAGAUUCUUAGCAGAAGUAACUCAAGGGCUAUCUGCCGAACCGGAAGCUCAAGAUGAACCAUGGGAGAUAACUUUUCCACAACCAGCUUCAGAUUAUGUGGAUUUUCGCAAAAGACUGGAAACGAAAAAGGUUUCACUUGAAAACGUUAUAAUCAAAGAGACUGAAGAAACUGUCGUCGGAACAGUAAAAGUUAGCAACCUUUCGUUCAAAAAAGAGGUUGUGGUUCGAGUAUCUUUUGAUAAUUGGGACACUUACGAAGAUAUUUUUUGUAACUUUGUACCGAGUUCAUCUACAUCUUCUGGGAGUUCGGCAUAUGUACUGUACGACACUUUUUCAUUCAAGAUACCACUACGAUUACGAACAAACAAAAUAGAAUUUUGUAUUUGUUUUCAAUGUGAAGGGACUGAAUACUGGGACAAUAAUAAUAGUAGCAAUUACAUAAUUAUGAAGAAAACAAGUAUGCCGUCCAUGCACAAAUCCUUCUCAGCUGAUGAUAUUUACAAUAAGGACAAAGUGGUUGCUCCUUCUUUGACGUCGACACCGAAGUGUGCUGAUGCAGUGCAAGCUAAAUUAGAUUCCUGGUCGGAAUUUGCUAGCUGGAACCAUUUAGAAAAUUCUAGCCCUUAUUGGUGAAUGUUGUCAUGUGUCUUGAAGAUAACAAUUUUACGACUGAAUACAAGAAUCGCAUGGUGUCCGUGAAUUCACAGUUGCCAAACGAAGCGAUCUUAGGGAGAAUUUAACGACUGGAUACUUCUAGAAUAGUCAUUCUCUGCUAUCGAUCUGUGCAAAUUUGUUCCUGUUUUGUUUAAUUUUAGUUACAGCGGAAGAUAGAAGUUAGUCUUUGACUGGAUCUGUGAUAUGAACUUACAAAUUUUGGAUAAACAGUUUUAAAUGAUUACAAGUGCCAAACCGCGUAGCUGUGCCUUUAGUGUCAGUUAUUAGAAGAUAUUUUGUAUUACACAAAGUAUCUACUGCGAGAAAAGACUGAUUAUAAACGUUGCAUGGCUGUCUACAUUUUUUUUUCUUUUUGUAAUAAAUUAUUAUAUACUUAAUAAGUGAUGAAAUCCACCUGGACGAAUCACAUUAGUUUUACCCGUACUUUUGGUUUGAUAUUAUCUUUGUUUUUUAUGUUUUAAAAUAUGGUGUUUUGCAGUACAUAAAUGUAUUUUUAUAGCGUAAUAUGUUACUAUGUAUAUGGUUUUAAUGUUUUCUCUAGGUACAUAUGUUGUCUUUUUUAAUUGUGUAUUAUUUUUUUUCUUUGUAACUUAAGACACUACUACACAUUGUUAUAAUAGAAUGGAAGUGUUGUACGUUAUGUAUGUAGAUAUUACCAUCUCACUGAGUUUUUCUUUCAUAUUGUGGAGAUCUUGUUAAUAAAGGUGUUGACAUUACAUAUACAUAACAUUCUUUUUUAUUUUUUCUAGAUUUUGUUUAUGUGACAUAUGCUCCCACGUGACUGGUACCAUGUAUAACUUGCAGCAUUUGAUUUCACCUUCUUCUAGAUAUCUGUCAUCCAAAAAUGUACCUACGUUUUAAUGUAUAAGUUUGCGAUGAUAUUGUUAGGUUGAUCGAUAAUAAUUAAAAUCGGCGUGGGUAAAA
Molecule: messenger RNA, 2243 nt
Organism: Zophobas morio
Lineage: Eukaryota; Metazoa; Arthropoda; Insecta; Coleoptera; Tenebrionidae
Gene: Gbs-70E
Product: protein phosphatase 1 regulatory subunit 3B
Exons: 4
Coding region: 297-1277 (326 amino acids)
Biological process (GO): regulation of glycogen biosynthetic process
Cellular component (GO): protein phosphatase type 1 complex
Molecular function (GO): glycogen binding; protein phosphatase 1 binding
Source: RefSeq, a predicted model, not a curated record